This is a messenger RNA of Coccinella septempunctata (seven-spotted ladybird), 1759 nucleotides long. RefSeq names its product zinc transporter ZIP9-A (gene Zip102B). Gene Ontology annotation, molecular function: metal ion transmembrane transporter activity. The transcript is spliced from 5 exons. Gene Ontology annotation, biological process: zinc ion transport; transmembrane transport. Gene Ontology annotation, cellular component: membrane. Bases 152 to 1012 code for a protein of 286 amino acids. The record is from RefSeq and is a predicted model, not a curated record. NCBI's taxonomy places the organism in Eukaryota, Metazoa, Arthropoda, Insecta, Coleoptera, Coccinellidae.
AAUGUAAAUACGUGUACUGUUACUGAUAUAUUUGUUUACCUUAUAUCAAAGACUUUUGCAAUCGUUUUUAUGAAGUGUUUGCAAUUUUCGACCACUUUCAAUACAUACAAAUACUCUAGUGAAAGUUAUAGGUAGUCGAAAAUCAAAAAAUAUGGAAGAGACAUUUAUGUUGAUAUCUUUGGUGUUGGUUAUGUUAAUAGGAUCGUUUUUAUCAGGAAAUAUACCCCUGUUUUUCAUAUUCUCAGACGACAGACUGAAGAAGAUAACGGUUUUCGGCGCUGGCCUCUUGAUAGGUACAGCGUUGGCUGUGAUCAUACCUGAAGGCAUAAGGGCAUUGGCGAUAGAAAAACCACACAACCACACAGUCGAAGAGGAUGACCACAGCGACCCCUUUGGCCCCAUCGGAAUCAGCUUAGUUUUAGGGUUUAUCUUCAUGCUACUCAUAGAUCAGAUUUUCCAGAACAGGAACGAGAACGUCAACGGGCCUGAAAGGAUAAACACUGCCACCAUCGGUCUGGUGGUUCACGCAGCGGCCGACGGUAUAGCCUUGGGGGCUGCUGCCACCACCAGUCAGACCGAUGUGGAGAUCAUAGUUUUCCUGGCCAUCAUGCUGCACAAGGCCCCUGCUGCCUUCGGCCUAGUUACUUACCUGAUGCAUUCCGGAGUUGAAAGGACGAAAAUAAGGAAGCAUCUGUUGAUUUUCUCCCUGGCUGCCCCUGUCUUGACCAUCGUUACUUAUUUCGGCAUAGGACAGGAGUCCAAAGAGACCCUGAAUCAUUUCAAUGCGACAGGUAUUGCUAUGCUUUUCUCGGCUGGUACUUUCCUGUACGUGGCAACGGUGCACGUCUUAUCCGAGCUGAUGCAGAGCUCCCACGACCAUUCUUCGUACUCGAAAUUGCCCACCCUGGAAAACAGCAAGCCCUCUUCGCUCCUGAGACCGAUGGAUCUGUUUGUGCUGGUGCUUGGAUCACUGACGCCCCUGCUGCUGACCCUAGGUCAUCACCAUCACUAAUUUGAUCCCUUUAACCGGUCUAGAUCCAGAAUUUGGUCUUUCUUUACCUUUUAAAUCGUCCUAUUAGACUUAACGGAAGGACGUUGAACUAAAUUAAUCAGUUGUUGAAAACAGAGGAAAAUGAGUUUGAUUAUUAUUAAUUUCACGUUAUACCCAGUGAUUAAAUUAAUGGAGAGUACCGGUGAAGCGUUUAAACUCAUUUUUUUUCUGAUAGAUUUUAAAUUCUCGGUCGGAUGGAACAUUCUGUUUUGUGAUAUUUUCAAAGGUGCUUCUAUAUUCACCUUACAUUAAUUCCGAUUUAAUGGACUCUUCAAAGGGCAAAUGUAAUUAGUCGUCAUGAUUUCUUAAGGUUAAUUUCAUUUUAGGACGUCAGAGAGGAAGAUUGUCGAAAGUUGCAGAGACCUAAGGCGAUGUUAUAAACGAAUAAUUCAAUGGACUUAAACUGUGACGAUUGAUUGUUUAUUUAGUCUAACUGCAAAUCGACAAGGUAUCUAUUUUAUAAUUUUUGAUAUAUGUGAUUUUCCUAUUGAACCGCAUAUCGUUGUAUGUGUCAAAGUUAAAGGAGCCCUAUUUAUACCACACGUUUGAUAUUUAUUUCCUGGCGUUCCUUUAAUCCCAGAUAAAUCCGGUUUUUUUUUUUGGACUAGUCAUAUUUCUACAAGAAUUAUACACAUAGUUUCCCAGAUGAUUUGGAGGUGUUUCUCCAUGAAUAAUUUUUUAUUCUACUUGAAUAAACCGAUUUUUACA